Messenger RNA from Rhagoletis pomonella (apple maggot), 1117 nucleotides. RefSeq names its product MIT domain-containing protein 1-like. The record is from RefSeq and is a predicted model, not a curated record. Bases 119 to 841 code for a protein of 240 amino acids. The transcript has 5 exons. Lineage: Eukaryota; Metazoa; Arthropoda; Insecta; Diptera; Tephritidae.
AAUGAACUCACUACGCUGAUGCGCCAAGCUAGUCACAUCCCCUUUGGGUUUUGUUUACAUUUGAAUUUUUAUUAUUCUUUUGUAGAAGUAUAAGCAAACUUUUCACAAAGCAUAAAAUAUGGCGGUGGAUAAAAUGAGUGCCAAGGAUAUUUUAAUGAGAGCAGUAGAGUGUGAUCAGGUGGGCCGUAUUUUAGAAGCGCAAGAUCUCUACGAAGAAGGCCAACGGCUAGUAAUGCAACUUGUGGCGCACCAACGCGACGAAUCUAAGAAAAAAAUUUUGUGGGAAAGGAUCAAGGAAUACAACGACCGCAUGCGACAAAUAAAGGAGCGUGUACAGAAGCAUGUUAUUGGUGGAGAGCUUGUAUCAAGUAUACCGAUAGAUGAAGAUUCUGUUGGCAAUAGCUAUCGGAAUCUUUUUGGGAAGUACCUAGACGCAGAAGUAAAGGAGGUGCUGCUUGAAGAACCAUACCUUUACGAAAAAUAUCAAUUUCAGAAUUUCGUAUCGUUUCUGGAGUUGUUAGCGAAGAACUGUCCGUAUCUGAAAUACGUCCGACUGGUGACCAAAACUCAUAGCAAGGCUCCAGAGAACCAAAUAAACGUGAUAAGGCAGAUUACACAAGAUCUAGCAAAGCGAAAUGUGACAUUAUACACAAAAUUUGUGGAAACAUUACAUGACCGUAAAAUUGUGGUUAGCAGUGGUUUUAUUAUAAAAGUUGGGCGCGGUUUGCAUAUUUUUAAACCAUUGAAUCCCUUCUACAGCCUAGGAUUAUGUGAUUAUGACUUUCGCAAGUGUCUACAAACUGAUGUUGAUAUUUGGCGUACAAAGAACUUUAUUUGUUAAAUAAAUUGGAGAUCUACUUAUAGAAAUCGGAGCCUUUCUAUAUUAAAAGAACUUUGUCCAUAUACCGAAAGACUGGUCUCUUAAAAUCCGAAUGGAAUUUAAAAGCAACGGACCGAAUUUUAAGGAAAAUCGCAUUUGAAGAACUUAAGUUUUAUAAAAUUUUUAAUUACUCUGUAAAGAAACUGAAUAUAUAUGGUCUUUCUAUUAUAAUAAUGUAUGUACUUUUAUGUUGGGUAAAAAUUUCAUAGCUAUAUUGAUUAAUAUAUCUCCCUACAA